AUGAGUGCCCGGGCGCCCAAGGAGCUGAGGCUGGCGCUGCCGCCGUGUCUCCUGAACCGGACCUUCGCUGCGCCCAACGCCAGCGGCGGCGGCCACGCGGGUACCCGAGGCCCGGGAGCCGGCGGCGGCGGCGGCACCUGCAUCACGCAGGUGGGACACCAGCUCUUCCAGUCCUUCUCUUCCACGCUGGUGCUGAUUGUCUUGGUGACCCUCAUCUUCUGCCUCAUCGUGCUGUCCCUUUCCACCUUCCACCUCCACAAGCGCAGGAUGAAGAAGCGGAAGAUGCAGAGGGCUCAGGAGGAAUAUGAGCGGGAUCACUGCGGCGGUGGCCGCGGCGGCGGGGGGCUGCCGCGGGCGGGCAGGCAGGCUCCGGCCCAUACUAAGGAAACCCGGCUGGAGAGGCAGUCUCGGGACUCUGCCUUUAGCGCCCCCUCCAAUGCCUCGUCCUCGUCCUCCUCUUCAUCCCCUGGCCUGCCCUUCCAGGGUCCCUGUGCUCCUGGGCCUCCGCCGCCAGCCUCCAGUCCGCAGGGAGCAAGCGCGGCCUCCUCCAGUUUGGACACAGCUGGCGAGGGCCUGUUGCAGACGGUGGUACUGUCCUGACUGUUCCCCUCUCCUCCCCUCCUCGUUUCCAGCGUCUUUGCAUCCUUGCUUCCCCCUUCUUCCUCUUUCCGUUUUCCUCUGGCCCCUCUUUCCUCGUACCCGCCCUCCCUUACUCUGUUUCUCCUCCGCCGAGGCACUGUGCGGUAUUUGUAAAUAUUGGGCGAGGAAAGUCUCGGAAGAAGAGCUAACGCUGAUAAUACUUUAUUAAUAUUUACAGUAAUUAUUAUAAUACUAAUAACACAAUCCAAGCGCAUGACAAAUCACAUAAUUUCUUUGUCGAUGAAGGAUGCAUCCUCCCACACCCCUCUGCGCUCCCCUCAGUAAGGAGGAGAAACCAAACGAGCUACCAAAUCUAUCAAAGGCAUUGACCCCCGGAGCCGAGGGAGAGCGGGGCCCGGUAGUGUACAUAGUUGUCCAGUCAAGCUUUCGGUUUCCUCCCUUUCCCUCCGUCCCCUAAGCUUCCACUUUUCCUUUAGCUUCCCUCCCAUUCUCACUCUCAGCCGGGCUCAGGCAAUAGUAUAUUAUAAAGAAAAAGUCUACAUUAAGCACCAGGGCUACGAGAGGCCACAGAGAAAGUCCCAGAAAAGCGUUUAUGAUAGGUACCCCUCUCCAGUCAGCCCUUUCCUCAGCCCUUGGUUAACCAUUACGUUUUCCAAAACUGACCACUUACUUUGCUUUUAAAAAAUGUCCCUCGCUGGCCGAGCAUAAGUACAUUAAAAUCUUUGAAUGAAUUCAACAACAGCAACGACAACAAAUCUAGCGCUUUCGCUCCCCGCCCCGCCCCCACCACUGCUCUUUGGACUUGGGACAUUUCAGGAUUUACAGAGGACUCGUGAGCUGUCCAGCCAGGUCUGGUGCUGAAAUCACCUCUGGUCAUGCAGGCGGAGGAGGGGCUGUUUUGGAAAGUGACUAUUCUGGCUUUUGGUUGGUUUCUUUCUACGAUCGGGUUAUUGUGUACUAUUAAUUUUAUUCUUAUUAAACAUUGCAUAAGUUACCUUUUGUAAAAAAAAAGUAUUAGGCGAUGUGCAAUGCUGAAAGUGCAGUAUCUAACCAACUAGAAUGUUUCUGUUUCAUUUUUAGAACAAGUGCACCUUUGUUAUAUAUUUAUUAUAUUGGUACCAAAUACAGAAGAAAAUUAUAGUUCUGUACUACAUCCUCCAAACUGUAUAUUCAUGUUCUUAAUUUCCAGCUGUUGAUAAAAUGGUUACCACUUCAGUGGUACAGACCUGGCUUCUCUUGUUUCCAGAAGUAUUCUUCUGUACCUUACUCUGUAGCAGACUGUUAUAAAAAGAUGACACACAUGUUUUCUUUUUUCUUUUGCGAAUGACAGAAACAACCAUCUCAACAGAAACAAACAAUGGAUGUGCAGGAAUGCCAUCUAUUAAGACGUGGUUAAUAGUUAAGCAGUGCCUCUUGUUCUCCCUGCAUGCAGUUACCACCUGGAGGCAGCGGUGUGUGUGCUCGCUUGUACUGUAUGUGUUUCAGGAUGAGAUUGGUGGGGAUGUUGGGCAAUUUGGAUGACAGGACAUGCAAAUUUCAAGAGAAGUUAAAUCGUGUAAUUACUUAUAGGACAAAAAUAUUUGGAACUUGUUUAGUUAACAAUCUGUGCCUGCAGCAGAGGAAGGGCUCUCUUUUUCUUUUUGAGUCUGGCUUAGCUAAUUUCACUAAAUAUAUGAAAAUAUUGAGAUAAGAAGAAAGUGAGAGAGGAGAAGAGAAAUAUUUUGCUCCCUCUGUUAAUGCUAGCCAGGCUAUCUGUGUCAGAAGUGGAGCUUGCCUGUGGCUUUUUACCACUUCCUUUGGAUGAUGAUGGAAGGGGCCAGGAGCAUAUUGCAAUAUUAAUUAUAUGCAGUGGUACCUCUUCUUGGAAACCAAGUUUUUGACAGCUAUUCAAGUGUUUAGAAAGUGUAUUGAUGAGAAUGAUCUACAAAAACCUUAACCAAAAGAGUCCUUACUAUCCUGCAGGGUGUAAGGCAGCAGUGCCCCUACAAGCAUCCCUCUCUCAAGUAACCAGUUUCUCUAGAUGCUGUGUCUUGGUUCCAGGCAUAUUUGCUCUUAUCUGGAGAAAAUAUUACUUCUUAAGGUUUUGGUCAUUUAUUAAAUUGCCCAAGCUCAGUUUUCAUCUUUUAUAAAAAUAAUUUAAUAAACUUAUUUUUAAUCACCCGUUAGAUACUCACUCAAGUCCUUUCCUGAAGCACAGAUGAUCAUUGUUGAGGCACGCCAUGUUGUAAUAUUAGGAAGACCAGGUAUAAAUCUUUGGGUACAACAUAUUAAACAAUGAACCAGAUUCUCCCUAGUGCCUUAGUCACUUCCUAGUAAUAAGUAAGAGAGUGCAUUAACUCCCUCAGGCCCCUAGCGAAUCAUUUAGUGCAUCAGAAAUCCACAUUGUACAUCAGAAUGACUAAGGCACUGUGAAGAAGAAAGUCCAUUAAUUUUUGUAGCUUACCCUCAGCCAGCAAUAGCUCUUUAAUACCUUAUUACAGAAUGACUUUUGGAUAGAAAUUUGCAUAGAAUCAGGGACCCAGAAGGGAGCUUGCUCAUUUACAAUGAGCUCCACCAAGUGCAUGGACAUUACUUUCUCCCCUUAUUUGGUGCACUUUUUACAGUGAAUAAUUUCCCAUUUUAUUAAAGCAAUAAGACAUUCUGUUGUGAGCAGUGCUGGACGGUGAUUCCAUUUUCUUGGUGCUGAAGCUACUCAUACGUUCUUGCCUUAUGAAUCAUAGUACAUUCAAGGCAUGCAAUAAUAAUCCCCUUCCAAGACGCAGCCUGUACACUCUGAGGGGCAAUUAUAAAAUUGUCCUAUAUUAUUUUUCCCCAAAGGAAUAGAGGGAGCAAAAGAAAUAAAAGAAUUAUAUAUGUUAUUUUAAAAAGAUCUUGAUAUCUCUAAACAUGGGAACACAUCUGUAAUAUGCUUUCAAUGUGCACCUUUGAAUAUGUAUGUCUCUCUCCAUUAAUUGACUAUGGUUUAAUAUUUUUAAUAGUGCUCUAUAUAAAGAUGAUGCAGUUUGUGACUCAAAUUUAAUACUGAGCUUAAUAUAUUCAGAACCCUAAGCUCUGGCAGUGUCACUUGAAGUUUUUUAUGAGAUAGGAAGAGAAUUACAUGAAAUUCUAAUAAGCCAGGCCCAACACCAAAUUACUGCAAAAAGCACAUAUCUAAGCAAUUUGUACAGACCCUGUUUAAAGCAUUACUUCUUAUAGAGCUCAAUUGGCAGUCUUGGGAGUUUGGGAUGCUACCAACAGGGCAUUUCAGUUUUCAUUUACGUGAAACAAAAGGCAAUCUGGAAAUAGCUAAAUUUAUUUUAAGGAAUUUAUUCACCGAUGUCCCGUCAAACUAAUUGCUUCAAACCCCUAUAGCUACAGUUCAACUUCUGCACUCGCUAUUCAGUAUUAUAAUAAGGUGGCAUGCUUGAUUCUUAUUGUUUUUAAAAAUGAGAAAAUUGGAGAGAAAAAUACUAUUAUGUCAAAUGUAUGGAACUAUGAAUCUUAAAGAUAUAGAAGGACAUAAUCUUUAGACUUUAUAUACACUCAUAGAUAUGUAUUUAUAUACGCAUACAUUUUGUACAAAUUUACAAUGGACUUUUUGUAUUCUCUUUUCUGUCAUUACAAGAGUGAGAUGGAAACCAAACAGUUGUUCCAUCCUCUUAUCCAAAGAGGAUACUGAGGAGUCAGGUAUGUGCAUGCACUUAUUUCUCUGGGGUCAAAUUUGAACAACUUUCUCUUUAUUUGAUGAAAGGGGAGAGUCCUAGUUAGCUCUGAAAAUUGGUAAAUUAGAUAAGCUUCCUUUCCUAGGUUAACGACUCAAAUGUAGCAAUGAUAAUAAAGCUGUGAUUGUUUCUAUAUGGUCUAGAUAUCUAGAUGGAAAACACAUAUAUCCAGAAAGGUUUAGGGGCAUAUAGACCAAAAACCUAGAUUGUGGUUUGAUUUUUCCUUUUCAACCUAUAUGUUGUGUAGAGAUACAAUUUAUAUUUACAUAGCUAAAGGUAAAGUGAAAAUAUGACCAUUAUCUCUUUAGUUUGGUAAGACGUUUUUGAAACAUAUGGAUAAAUUUUCUUCAAAAAACUUCUUUGGGAUCUGACUUUUCCACCAUUUCUAUCUGCAUUAAUUGAAUUAAUUAGAUAAUGGUUAAAAUUUUAUUUUUUCUAUUGUGUAGACAUAUGCUUUAAAUGCUUUUUUGUGGGUGACAGAUAAGCAAUUGCUAGUUGAUAUUAUGUGGAAUUAUAGGUUAAAUCAGAACCUGAAACUUUAAUCUAAUCUGACCAGGCUCCUUAGGCCCAUUUCCACAUGAAUCUGGACUUUGAAUUCGAAUCUGAAAAGCCACUUAUUUGGGCUAUUCUUUUUUGGAACUAGUGAUUGUAGCUCACAGAUGUUUCAGUUCAUAUUAGAAUAAAUUGCCCUAUCUAUA
Molecule: messenger RNA, 4999 nt
Organism: Nycticebus coucang (slow loris)
Lineage: Eukaryota; Metazoa; Chordata; Mammalia; Primates; Lorisidae
Gene: C6H11orf87
Product: chromosome 6 C11orf87 homolog
Exons: 1
Coding region: 1-600 (199 amino acids)
Source: RefSeq, a predicted model, not a curated record